This is a messenger RNA of Pleuronectes platessa (European plaice), 3771 nucleotides long. Its product is annotated as far upstream element-binding protein 2. The transcript has 18 exons. Gene Ontology annotation, biological process: regulation of DNA-templated transcription. The record is from RefSeq and is a predicted model, not a curated record. Gene Ontology annotation, cellular component: cytoplasm; nucleus. Lineage: Eukaryota; Metazoa; Chordata; Actinopteri; Pleuronectiformes; Pleuronectidae. The coding region runs from base 170 to 2167 and encodes 665 amino acids. Gene Ontology annotation, molecular function: mRNA binding.
CUCAACAAAGAUGGCGACCGGAGUCGUGGUUCGAGGGGGGAGGAUAAAGUGACAGCGACCUCUACUCGAGUCUCCAGCUCGUCUCCGUCCAUUUCUCGACUUUCCCUCCCGCUCCUUCGUAGCUCUGGUCCCGUGUCUCUUUUUACAUUCACUCCCUGGCCUGUUCGACAUGUCGGAGUACAGCACGGUCCCGCCGCCCGGCUCCGGGGCUCCUCUCGGCGGACAGGCGGCUCUCGGGAACGGAUCUGCGGCCAUCCAGAAAGAUGCGUUCGCGGACGCGGUGCAGCGGGCCCGGCAGAUUGCAGCUAAGAUUGGGGGAGAUGCCGGUCCUCCCGUGAACAUCAACGCUGCAUCAGAUGGCUUUGCAUUCACUGCACCGAAACGACAGCUGGAGGAUGCAGAUGAACCAGAGAGUAAGAAACUGGCUGCACAAAGUGACUUGGAUUCAGCAAACGCACUAUCUAUUGGUGCACAGCUUGCGGCUCUUGCGCAACAAAGGCCUGCUUCCAGCACAGAGGAGUACAAUGUCCCAGACAGCAUGGUGGGACUCGUUAUUGGCCGUGGAGGUGAACAGAUCAAUAAAAUACAACAGGAGUCAGGUUGCAAGGUUCAGAUAGCUCCAGACAGUGGAGGCCUUCCAGUGAGGAGUGUCUCUCUCACUGGUUCCCAGGACUCGAUACAGAAAGCCAGGAUGCUGCUGGAUGAGAUAUUGUCACGAGGGAGGGGCGAACCCCCUGCUUCUUAUCACGAGUCCACCAAUGGGCAGAAUGGCAGCGUUCAUGAAAUGAUGAUCCCAGCUGGCAAGGCCGGCCUUGUCAUUGGCAAGGGAGGAGAGACCAUCAAACAGCUACAGGAGCGUGCAGGAGUAAAGAUGAUCCUGAUCCAGGAUGCCUCUCAGGGACCUAAUGUUGACAAACCCCUGCGUAUUAUUGGAGAUCCAUACAAAGUCCAGCAAGCCCAGGAAAUGGUGGAGGAGAUUCUGAGGGAGAGAGACCACGCCGGCUUCAGUGAACGAAAUGACUUCAGCUCCCGAAUGGGAGGUGGCAUGGAUGUGAGUGUCCCGGUGCCGCGACACUCCGUCGGUGUUGUCAUUGGACGCAAUGGAGAGAUGAUCAAGAAAAUCCAGAAUGAUGCUGGAGUUCGGAUACAGUUCAAACAAGAUGAUGGGACUGGUCCAGAGAAGAUGGCACACAUCAGUGGGCCUCCUGACUGCUGCGAACAUGCCGCCCAGAUCAUCAACGAGCUGCUGCAGAGCAUCCGGGUCAGGGAGGAGGGACAGGGGGGUCCUCCAGGCAUGCCUACAGGCAACAGGGGCAGAGGAGGCGGACAAGGCGACUGGGGUCCCCCAGGAGGGGAAAUGACCUUCUCUAUUCCUGCCCACAAGUGUGGGCUUGUGAUUGGCCGGGGAGGUGAGAAUGUCAAGUCUAUCAACCAGCAGACAGGGGCAUUUGUGGAAAUCUCACGACAGCCGCCACCCAACGGAGACCCCAACUUCAAGCUGUUUAUCAUCAGGGGCUCACCGCAGCAGAUCGACCACGCCAAGCAGCUCAUUGAGGAAAAGAUUGAAGGUCCUUUGUGUCCUGUGGGCCCAGGGCCAGGUGGACCAGGUCCUGCUGGUCAACUGGGUCCCUACAACCCCAACCCCUACAACCCUGGACCGCCUGGGGCCCCUGGACCACCACAUGGUGGUCCUCCAGGUCCUCACCAGUACAAUCAUCAGGGCUGGAGCAACACCUACCAGCAGUGGCAGCCCCAGGCACCCCAAGACCCCAGCAAGGCAGCAGCUAAUGACCCUAACGCAGCCUGGGCGGCAUACUACGCUCAGUACUACCAGCAGCCGUCGGGGGCUGUGCCGACCCAGUACCCUGCAAACCCAACUGGAGGAGACCCCACAUCAGGCGACCAGACCCAGCCCGCACAGACGCCGGGGGGGCAGCCAGACUACACCAAGGCCUGGGAAGAGUACUACAAGAAGUUGGCCCAGACAGGAGGCUCUGUCCCUGGCUCUGCGGCCACAGCUCCUGGAGCAGCGGGGGCAGCGGCAUCCACAACGGGAGGUCAGCCGGACUACAGCGCAGCCUGGGCCGAGUACUACAGGCAGCAGUCUGCGUACUAUGGACCGACAGGACAGGCUCCUGGGCAGCCAGCCCCUCCCCAGCAAGGAUAGGUUGGUACUGAGGCUGUCGCAAGACGCAGUGAGAGUUCACAGCAGAAAGUCUCAACCAAGAAGACAGGACAAAGAAGACAACCCCGAACUUUGAGCCAGGAUCUACGCUGUUAAGUUUUAGUUUUGUUUUAAUUUUUCAUUUGUUCCAAGUGAAAGUCCAAUUCCUCCCCAGCACCAAACACCCCUUGCUUUUUAAUAAAAAUGUGAGCCGAGCAGACGUUGUAGUGUUUUGCUCCCAAGGGAAGGGAUAAGACUGAUGAUCCCCUCAUGUCAGGUACACACAGCUUUUUAAAACCUCUACAUACAUUUACAUUUAACAUUAUAAACAACGGAAGCCUUGAAAUGCCAGAUCUUCAUUCUCAUAUAUCUUUUAUUAUCUUCUUAUGAAAACUAAGUCAUUAUUAAACCCUAACCUACAUAUCUGAGUCAUAUAUUUACUAAAAUGCUGAACUCCAAUCACCUUGUGUAUUUGGUAAGGUAGAAAUCCACGGAAUUCCUUUUUAAAGCUCAUUUGUUUGCUCAUUGUUGUGAUUUUUGUUUUUCCGUUUCCUCUAGUGAGGCUUGCUUGCCACAAAAACACUUUGUACGAGCGAAACAGGUUUACUGAGAUUCUAUCAUUUUGAUUUGUGCAUGUGGGAUGACUAAUAAUGAUAAAAAAAACACCAGAGAUAGAUGAUAAAUGAGCAGGAACACCCUUCACCUGCAGGGGAGCUUCAGUCUGCCCUCUACUGGUGACAUGCAAGACCUUAACUGUGUGCUGAUGUGGAAGUAUGUUCCAAGAUGUAAAGCCAUGAGUUGUUUGAUGGAUGAAGAGUAGAAAUCAGGAUUUAAGAGUAGUUUUUUUUAUCUCUUGUAGGUUGAAGGAAUGAACAGCCUUACUACAGGUUAUGCAUCUUUGUUUUGCCUCAGAUGAAAGUAUGUUAGGAUCAUUUAAACUAUUUUUGCUUGCCUCUGUUCAUUUUGUAGUUUUAAUCACCUUUAUGUUCAUCUUCAAAUACCCAUUUAGGGUUAGACACAAACAAACGCCGGCUUACUGUGGAUGGAGGGCCAAGAUGAUGAGGAAAAAUAUGAUUUAAAGUUUGAUCAGCUUUGUGUUUUAUAUUACUGCUCGAGAUUGUCAGGCCUUUUAAAGCCAACAUAUACAUCUGGUGGGUUUUCACCUUGAAGCAACUGCAAAUGUGUAUUUUCCAUGCAGUGCCCUGUAAUGUUUUCACGUGGAGGUUUUGUCGCCCCCUGUAGGUCUACAACAGGAAUAUUUUGCAUAUGGCGACAUUCAAACCGUCCACUCAGCUGUUUCACCUCAAGGCUGCACGUUUUGCUUUUUACUGUUUGAAGAAUGCCAACGAGAACCUGAUGAUCGUUUCGCACACAGCUGUCGUUUGUGUGCAAAAUAAUUCAAUCUAGUCUUCCAGUGUGUCCCAUUUCAAGAUAUAUUACACAUGUACACAUAUUCAGCAAUAUUAAAAAAAAGCUGUUGGACGUGACUACUGAUUUAUCAGGUAUGAUUCUUGUAUUUUCAGCGCCAUCCUGUGGCAACAGUGUUGAUAUUGUUAAUAAAUGACCACCAGCAGCAAUACUAAUUAAAAAGGGGCAUAUGUCAAUUA